Molecule: messenger RNA, 880 nt
Organism: Rattus rattus (black rat)
Lineage: Eukaryota; Metazoa; Chordata; Mammalia; Rodentia; Muridae
Gene: Med10
Product: mediator complex subunit 10
Exons: 4
Coding region: 77-484 (135 amino acids)
Biological process (GO): positive regulation of transcription by RNA polymerase II
Cellular component (GO): chromatin; mediator complex
Molecular function (GO): transcription coregulator activity
Source: RefSeq, a predicted model, not a curated record
CGGAAGCCGGAAGCGGGCGAACACUGUGGAACCCGAGACGCUGGGAGCUGUGGCUAAGAGGCGGGUGGGGCUGGCGAUGGCGGAGAAGUUUGACCAUCUAGAGGAGCACCUGGAGAAGUUCGUGGAGAACAUUCGGCAGCUCGGCAUCAUCGUCAGCGACUUCCAGCCCAGCAGCCAGGCGGGGCUGAGCCAGAAGCUGAACUUCAUUGUUACGGGCUUACAGGACAUAGAUAAAUGCAGACAGCAGCUACAUGAUAUCACGGUGCCUCUGGAAGUUUUUGAAUACAUUGAUCAAGGUCGAAAUCCCCAGCUCUACACCAAAGAAUGCCUGGAGAGGGCUCUUGCUAAAAAUGAACAAGUCAAGGGGAAGAUCGACACAAUGAAGAAAUUUAAAAGCCUACUGAUUCAGGAACUUUCUAAAGUGUUUCCAGAAGACAUGGCCAAGUAUCGGAGCAUUCGGGGGGAGGAUCACCCGCCUUCCUAAGUGUGCGAAGAUCCCACAUCCUUUUAAUAACUGGACUGACCCAGUGAGAAGCUGUGCCUGCCAAUGCUGCCUUCCAGCCACGAGAACUGGCCUUGCCCCACCUCCUGCUUCCAUCCUUUGACCUGUGGGACUCGGGGCUGGAGGAGCCGAGCUGUGCCCCCACUGUCCCUGCAGCUCUCAGGCCCUUGGGGACCAGGCAGGAAGACAGCCUUGCUGAAUGUGACAUGGGAUUGGGAUUCUACUGGACAUUUUCUUUUCAUGUACUCUGUUCUGCUACACUGUCCAUAAGAGGAAACUUGGCUCUAUAUUUUACAUUUUCAGAUGUUGUGCAUAAGAAAAUAACUGUUUUCAUGGGUUUCAACUCGAUAUAAUAAAGCCUAAAGUUUACACUGCUCA